Messenger RNA from Dipodomys ordii (Ord's kangaroo rat), 787 nucleotides. RefSeq names its product epilepsy, progressive myoclonus type 2A, Lafora disease (laforin) (gene Epm2a). Gene Ontology annotation, biological process: protein dephosphorylation. Gene Ontology annotation, molecular function: protein tyrosine/serine/threonine phosphatase activity; protein tyrosine phosphatase activity; carbohydrate phosphatase activity. The transcript has 4 exons. Lineage: Eukaryota; Metazoa; Chordata; Mammalia; Rodentia; Heteromyidae. The record is from RefSeq and is a predicted model, not a curated record. The coding region runs from base 1 to 711 and encodes 236 amino acids. Gene Ontology annotation, cellular component: nucleus; cytoplasm.
AUGGAUGUGUACUUUGGCAAUGGGCCUCAUCAUGACCGUUGCUGUAUUUACAAUGAAAACAACGUGGUGGAUGGUGUUUAUUGUCUCCCAAUAGGACACUGGAUUGAAGCCACGGGGCAUACCAAUGAGAUGAAACACACUACAGAUUUCUAUUUUAAUAUCGCAGGCCACCAUGCCAUGCACUAUUCAAGAAUUGUGCCAAAUAUCUGGCUGGGAAGCUGUCCUCGCCAAGUGGAGCAUGUUACCAUCAAACUGAAGCAUGAACUGGGGAUUACAGCUGUCAUGAAUUUCCAGACGGAAUGGGAUAUCGUGCAGAACUCCUCCGGCUGUAAUCGCUACCCAGAACCCAUGAGUCCAGACACUAUGAUGAAGCUGUAUAAGGAGGAAGGCUUGGCCUAUGUCUGGAUGCCCACAGCAGACAUGAGCACUGAAGGCCGAGUGCAGAUGCUACCCCAGGCCGUGUGUCUCCUGCAUGCUCUCCUGGAGAAUGGACACAACGUGUAUGUCCACUGCAACGCCGGGGUGGGGCGCUCCACUGCGGCCGUCUGCGGCUGGCUCCACUAUGUGCUGGGCUGGAAGCUCAGGAAGAUACAAUACUUCCUGAUGGCCAAGAGGCCCGCGGUGUUCAUUGACGAAGAUGCCUUGUCCAGGGCUCAAGAAGAUUUCUUCCAGAAAUUCGGGAAGAUUUGUUCUCUCAGAUGCACUCGGUAGCUGGCCAGCCUGCCUCUCGUUCCUCCCAGUUUGUUUGCUUGUUUUUAGAGAAGUGUGAGAUGAUAUUAAUUAAGUG